Molecule: messenger RNA, 1089 nt
Organism: Cylicocyclus nassatus
Lineage: Eukaryota; Metazoa; Nematoda; Chromadorea; Rhabditida; Strongylidae
Source: the annotation of a GenBank genome assembly
AUGAACUUGCAGUCAGCUUAUUUUACACUGUACAUUGUGGUUCCUAUUCUCGGUAUUGGUCUCAACUGGUAUGUGCUGUGGAGAUUGCUGCGACUUGCAAGGAGAAGCGCAAUUCGCUUCGAAACCACCUCUGGUCUUCCUCUUGCUGCCAUGUCUGCUGGUGACUCGGUCACGCUUCUGGCGCAACUUGUACAGGCUUUGUUUCAUUCGUUUCCCAAGGCAGGUCUCCCCACCUGGAUGCUCAGCGGCACAUGUAAAGUUGACAUAUAUCUCAUGCACACAACUUCGGCUUUCUCGGUGUGGUGCUGGUUCGCGCUCUCGAUUCUGCGCUACACUGCCGUUUUCCACCCGAUCAAGUAUAGGACUAUAUGGAGGCAGCCCCGGAAUGCUUUGAAGCUGUUGGCGUGUCUUUGCUUCCUGUUUGAAUCGUGGAUUCUCUUUUUUGUUGUCUACAGCGAAGAGGGUCGAAUGUGUGCAGAGCAUCCCAGCAUCACCCCGCGUAACGUGAAGGCUGCUCAUCUCAUGGACAUUGCAUUAUUCUAUGCUGUUCCAUCAUUGCUACGGAUAUUCUUCGACGGAGUGGUUUUAUUUCAAUGCUACAGUCCAUCAUCAAUGAUGGACAUGCCACUCUAUGAAAGGAGAUGUGCAAUAAGUGUGCCGUCACAGAAUCAAAGAUGCUCUAUCGCUAAUGACUUCGAAACAUCGCUCGAUGUUCGACAAAAUAUGACCCUUGUCAUGUCCAUAUCAGCAGCGACCUCGGAGCAUUUUACCAAGAAGCGACAGUUGUAUGUCAAGAAAAAGACAGCGAUGGUAAUGCGUUCAAUAAUCAUAUCGGUGUUAAACUUGGUUCUCAACCUCCCAUCUCAUAUUCUACGAGCUUGGCUCACUUUCGAUGAUGAUGGGAUCGAUCAAAAAACAUUAGCAGUUCUGGAGCCAAUCUCACAAAUUUUGUACUUCUCGCAGUUCAUGUGCAAUGCUUUUUACCUAAGCACGAGCAUUUACGAAACGAGCGGUACUCCUCGCAGUACCGUUGUCGUUAACAAUGGACGACACAUCUCUCGCUGUGUUUCGAAGGAUGAGGAUUCAUAG